AUGUUCAUUUUCACGCCCUUGCUCGGAUCGCAGAGCAAUUCCCGGGCGUCCCAGUCGAUCCUCGAGCUAGAUAGCGACAUAAGGAUCCUGGUGGACGUCGGAUGGGACGAGCGAUUCGACAGUCGCCAGCUAGCAGAGAUAGAGAAACAUGUCUCGACCCUUUCCUUCAUCCUGCUCACACACGCGACGACCUCUCACCUCGGCGCAUACGCUCAUUGUUGCAAACACGUUCCCCUCUUCACCCAGAUCCCCGUCUAUGCCACGGCGCCGGUGAUCGCUUUCGGCCGCACCCUCUUGCAAGACCUUUACUCCUCGUCUCCGCUCGCUGCCACCUUCAUCCCCGGCUCAGGCUCCCUUGACACGGCUACAAGUGUAGAUGAUAAAUUUCGGACGAAUAUCCUGCGGCAGGCACCGACUUUCGACGAGAUCAACAAAUACUUUACCCUCAUCACACCUUUGAAAUACUCCCAGCCUCAUCAGCCCGCAGCCUCCUCGUUCUCAGCGCCCGUCGAGGGUCUCACAUUGACGGCGUAUAAUUCGGGCCACACCCUCGGAGGCACAAUAUGGCACAUUCAACAUGGCAUGGAAUCAAUAGUCUAUGCGGUGGACUGGAACCAGGCAAGAGAAAAUGUCAUAGCGGGAGCGGCUUGGUUUGGAGGCGUCGGAGGUGCCGAAGUCAUUGAACAACUGCGGAAACCCACGGCCCUCGUGUGCAGCAGUGUCGGCGCAACAAGAGAAGCACUCACAGGUGGGCGGAAAGCCCGGGACGACAAUCUACUUGCACAUAUCAGGAGCAGCGUCGCUAAGGGCGGGACGGUGCUCAUCCCGACCGACUCGAGCGCCAGAGUCCUGGAGCUGGCUUGGAUUCUAGAAAAGGCGUGGUCUGAUCCCUCGAAUGCCUCCUCUCUCAAGACCGCCAAGGUAUACAUGGCCAGCCGAUCCGGCAAUGCGACGCUGCGGCAUGCCAGGAGUCUCCUCGAAUGGAUGGACGACAGCAUCGUCCGCGAAUUCGAAGGCGAGGAUGAAAACGCGGCGCCGGUCCAGACACACCGGAGAAGUGGCAGUAAGCAGGUCAACGGUACAGCAAAACCCUCACGACCGUUCCAGUUCCAGAACGUCAAGAUUGUCGAGCGGAAGACUCAGUUUGAGAGGCUCCUGAGAGCAGAAGGUCCCCGAGUUAUUCUUGCCAGCGACUUGACUAUGGACUGGGGCUACGCGAGGUCGCUCUUGGAUCACGUCGUGCAGAGGCCAGAAAAUUUAAUCAUACUCACUGAAAUGCUCGAUCCCCGUCCCGGUUCUCAGAGCCCCAGCCAGGAAUUCUGGACCUGGUUUAGAGAGCGCCGAGACGGUGUCGCACUCGAGAAGUCCCAGUCAGGCGAACAGUUGGAGCAAGUGCACAGUGGAGGCAGGGAGCUAAAACUGAGAAUCGUUGAGCGAGCGCCCUUGAACACGCAAGAAAGUCAAAGAUACCAGCAAUACAUCGCCACUCAGAGACAAAUCCAAGACUCACUGCCGGGUAGUGAUAAAGAUCAGACCAAUGCAGAAGACAAUAUGGAUGACGGUGAUACAACCACGACGGAAUCAGAACAGUCGGACGAUGAGCAGCAAGGGCGUGUGUUAAAUGUCUCUGCUGCCAUCGGCCAUGGUGCGCGAAACAAAACAGCUCUAAGUGAUGCUGAUCUAGGAGUCAAUAUCCUGAUUCGCAAAAAAGGUGUCUAUGACUAUGACGUGCGGAAUAAGAAAGGCCGGAAUGCCCUCUUUCCAUACACCCAUUCCCGGAGACACGGCGAUGAAUUUGGUGAUUUUAUCAAGCCCGAGGAUUUUUUGAGAGAGGAGGAGAAGGAAGAGCAAGACGCCGCCAAUGAUAAUAAGACCGGAGGUCAGUUGGGCCAAAAGCGCAAGUGGGAUGAAGCGAAUGAUCGCAUGCAACCGCCAAACAAGCGAAAUCGUGGCGAUGCUGCAGACGGUCCAGCUGCCAACAAGUCCGAGCAGGAUUCGGACGCGGAUGAUUCGGACGACGAGAAUCAAGUCGAGCAUGAAGGAUUCCAAGGCCCUGCGAAGAUUGUAUAUUCCACCUCCGAAGUCACGGUCAAUGCUCGGUUGGCUUUUGUUGAUUUUGCUGGGUUGCACGACCAGCGGAGUCUGCAAAUGCUGAUACCUCUGAUCGGACCCAGGAAACUGAUCUUAGUGGGCGGCAAUACCACAGAUACAGUCGCUCUGGCUGCCGAUUGUGGUGAGCUGCUGGGAGUCAAGGUCGCAGGAGCAGAGAAAGAGUCCUCAACGGAGAUCUUCACCCCUACCGAAGGUCAAACCGUCGAUGCCAGUGUCGAUACUAAUGCGUGGGUCGUCAAGCUUAGUCGCGAGUUAGCGAAGACGCUGCACUGGCAGAAUGUCAAGAACAUGGGGGUAGUAACUAUCCAGGGUCAGCUCAAGGCCGAGCGGAGAGGAGACAAUACCCAGGAGGAUGAUCCUCAGACCAAGAAGCAGAAAUUAGACACCGAGGUGUCCCCUGCAGCGGACUCGGCCCCUGCUCCUCCCGUUGAACCCGUCCUCGAUGUUCUGCCAGCGAAUCUCGCCGCUGCGACGAGGUCCGUCUCGCAUGCCAUUCAUGUGGGUGAUUUGCGACUUGCGGAGCUUCGGAGGCUGAUUGCCAUGGACGGCCAUGCUGCCGAGUUUCGCGGUGAAGGUACUUUGCUUGUGGACGGCAUGAUCGCCGUCAGGAAAUUGGGGACAGGCAAGAUCAUUGUGGAAGGCAUACCCGUCAGCACGGCUGCCAUGACGCCACAUACGGUGGACAACUUUACGCGCGUGAAGCGAAAGAUCUAUGACGGGCUUGCCGUUGUCGCCGCUGGUUGA
This is a messenger RNA of Cladophialophora yegresii CBS 114405, 2856 nucleotides long. RefSeq lists its product as uncharacterized. Gene Ontology annotation, molecular function: RNA binding. NCBI's taxonomy places the organism in Eukaryota, Fungi, Ascomycota, Eurotiomycetes, Chaetothyriales, Herpotrichiellaceae. Gene Ontology annotation, cellular component: mRNA cleavage and polyadenylation specificity factor complex. The transcript has a single exon. Bases 1 to 2856 code for a protein of 951 amino acids. Gene Ontology annotation, biological process: mRNA 3'-end processing by stem-loop binding and cleavage. The record is from RefSeq and is a predicted model, not a curated record.